Messenger RNA from Paramecium tetraurelia, 1323 nucleotides. RefSeq lists its product as uncharacterized. Gene Ontology annotation, molecular function: transmembrane transporter activity. Gene Ontology annotation, biological process: transmembrane transport. Lineage: Eukaryota; Ciliophora; Oligohymenophorea; Peniculida; Parameciidae. Gene Ontology annotation, cellular component: endoplasmic reticulum membrane. The transcript is spliced from 5 exons. The record is from RefSeq and is a predicted model, not a curated record.
AUGCUAAAUGAAAUUCCUGGAAUUAAAAAUGAGAGAAUAAAACAAUUUGCACUUUGUUACACUCUCUAUAUUAUGGUACAUUGCUGUAGAUCUACUUGGAGUUAUGCAUCUGGAUUGAUAAUUGAAUAAAAUAAGAUUGAAGGGUUUAGUCCCCAAUUUUUAGGGUAUGUCAAUUUUACAUUUCUACUGUCAAUGGGAGUUUCAUACUUUUUGCUUGGUUAGUUAGGUGAUAAGAUGAACCCAAAAUUAUUUGUUAUCCUUGGCACAUAUCCAUUAAGUGCAUUAUUUAUUAUCCUUGCCUUAAUUUUUGAAUUUACAACAGCCCCAAAAGAACUAUAUUUAGUAUUAUUGCUCUUAGCAGGAAUGUUUUCUUCAACUGCGUGGCCGGGUUUGCUAUCAAUAAUGAAUGCAUGGAUGCCAAAAGAAUAAAAGGUUAUUAUUCUUGGAAUUUUUGCCUCUUGCAUUAACGUUGGAAACAUAGCAGGUUUUGCUAACUCUGGAAUCACCAUAGAGAUAUGCGAUCUCAGCAUUUUAACCCCAAUUUAUAUAAGUGGAGGAUUGUUAUUUUUCAUGACCAUAAUGUUCCAUAUAUUCAUCAAACCAAGACCUUCUAUUGUAUCUGAACAUAUAAUAUCGGAUACUUCAUAAGAACCAUAGGUGAGCAAAGAAGUUGUGGGAGUUAAGAAAUUGAAAAUUUGGAAAGCUUGGUUACUGCCAGGAGUGGCAAUUUAUGCUUUGGCAUUUGGGUGCAUUAAAGCCAUUUCAAUGAUUGUUGGAUUGUGGUUACCUGCUUAUUUAGACUAUCUACAUGUAACUUUUGUCGCAUUAAUCAAUAUAAUGCUUGAUUUAGGAGCUGGAUUUGGAGGUGUAAUAGUUUGCUAUUUAGGAGUUAGAUAUUAGAAAAGGGCUACUAUUAUUGUCCCAUUAUUAUGGCUAGGAACCAUUUUAAUGGUGGCAAUAAAUUUUUUAAAAGAUUAUGAUAAUCCAUAUGGAGGAUACAUGGCUCUUAAUUUUGGUGUUGGUAUGUUUAUUGGAGGAUGCUAUAACAACGUGGCUGCUGCCAUUGCUGUAGAACUCAGUAACAAUAAAGCUUUAAAAAAAUACAAGCAUGCUACAUCAACUGUAACAUCAUUAAUAAUGGGAUAUGGCACUCUCUUUGGAGCUUUGAAUCAAAUAAUUGUUCCUUAUGUCAAGGAUUACCUCUUUCUUUAUUGUGGCAUUUUAGCUGUGAUUGGAGGAUUGUUAUUAAUAGUUGUAAUAAUAACAGAAUGGAAAUUGGAUGAUGAACCAGAUAAUCUAAACAAAGAAAUAGAAAUGCAUUGA